Molecule: messenger RNA, 4434 nt
Organism: Penicillium subrubescens
Lineage: Eukaryota; Fungi; Ascomycota; Eurotiomycetes; Eurotiales; Aspergillaceae
Exons: 10
Coding region: 1-4434 (1477 amino acids)
Molecular function (GO): nucleic acid binding; ATP binding
Source: RefSeq, a predicted model, not a curated record
AUGAAGCGUAAUCCGUUCAAUCUUUCUAGACACUUUGAUCCCUCGCCCAAACGGCGUCGAAUUGAACCCGAAUCUGCGAUCUCUCACCAAACGAGCAGGCUGGGGUUCAUUGACCAGAGGUUGAUCGAGGGCUCACAAUGGCCAGGGUAUCCCGACUUGGUUCAACAAGGGCCCCAUUCAAUUCAGACAAGUACCUCGUCGAACCAUGAUGAUGAUGUCCAGUUGGAUGCUUUUGAUCUUGAGCUGCUUGCACAGCAGAAGAACAAUAGCACAUUCCAGCCCUCGAAGCCAGCCUUUCAGCACCCUACACCUGAAGAGGAAGUAUUUACUUGUCCGAAGCAUCAAGAUGCACUGCCGAAGACGUCCCGGUUCUUUGAUUCCUUCUCUCGCACCACACCUCUUCGCGGACUAGAAUCUAGCCAGUCCGAUUUGAUUUCCGGCCCACCCUCGAGCCCAUUGAUGAUGAUGCAUCAAAGGAAGGAGCCCACAUGGAAAAGUCAAGGGCAAUUGGAACCAGGCGUCGAUUCGCAGAAGCAUGACUCAAUCCCACACACGCCAGAGCAGCCGUAUGCCUCCCACCCGAAUAUUGCUACAACCGCAAGUGGCCAUCGGAAUCAAGGAAACCCACCAUUCAGCCAUAUCCCCCUUUCAGUGCGAGGCAUUUUUCUUGUCUCCGUGAAUGACCUACCCGAGAAAUAUCGUUCCAUUUAUCCUUUCCCACUGUUCAACGCAAUCCAGUCCAAAUGCUUCCAUCCCGUCUACAAGACCAACGACAACAUUGUCCUCGCAGCACCGACGGGAAGCGGGAAGACCGUUGUCAUGGAGCUAGCUAUCUGCAGACUUCUGAACGUAUUGAAAGACGAGCGCUUCAAGGUGGUCUAUCAAGCCCCAACCAAAUCCCUCUGCUCUGAACGAUUCCGAGACUGGAAUACCAAGUUUGCAGCCCUGGACUUGAAAUGUGCAGAAUUGACCGGUGACACGGACCACACUCAGCUGCGCAGUAUCCAAACCAGCCAGAUUAUUAUCACGACGCCCGAGAAGUGGGAUAGCAUGACACGGAAGUGGAAGGACCACAUGAGGCUGAUGCAUCUUGUGAAGUUGUUCCUUAUCGAUGAAGUCCACAUCCUCAGGGAGACUCGUGGAGCUACGCUGGAAGCAGUUGUGUCACGAAUGAAGAAUAUCGGAUCAAAUGUGCGCUUUGUAGCGUUGAGCGCAACUGUUCCGAAUUCAGAGGAUAUUGCUACAUGGCUCGGAAAGGACGCGACGAACCAGCAUGUUCCUGCGCAUCGUGAGCAUUUUGGGGAGGAUCUUCGGCCGGUCAAGUUGCAGAAGUUUGUGUAUGGGUAUCAGUCGACUGGGAAUGACUUUGCUUUUGAUAAAGUCUGUGGGACAAAAUUGCCUGAAGUCAUCGGCACGCAUUCUUGUCACAAGCCCAUUAUGAUUUUCUGUUUUACCAGGAACUCAUCUGUCGCAACAGCGAAAGAUUUGGCUAAGCUAUGGAACAUGACCAAUCCACCGGCUCGACUUUGGAAGGCCCCUGGAAAACGCAUUGAAGCGAGUAACGACGAUUUAAAAACAACCAUCACGACGGGGGUUGCAUUCCACCACGCCGGUCUCAGUGCCGCGGACAAACAGAUGGUCGAGAAGGGCUUCCUGGAAGGACAAAUAAACGUCAUAUGUUGCACUUCGACCCUCGCCGUUGGCGUCAACCUGCCCUGCCAACUUGUGAUUAUCAAAAACACCGUCGGCUGGCAGGAUGGUGGUUGCAAGGAAUACUCCGACCUCGAGAUGAUGCAAAUGCUCGGUCGAGCAGGACGACCUCAAUUCGAUGACAGCGCAACAGCCGUCAUACUUACUCGCAAAGAACGAGUAGCCCACUAUGAGCGACUGGUUUCUGGCUCCGAGAGUCUGGAGAGCUGCCUGCAUCUCAAUUUAAUCGAACACUUGAAUGCGGAGAUUGGCUCGGGGAACGUGACAGACGUUCAAUCGGCGACCAAGUGGCUCGCGAGUACUUUUCUCUUUGUGCGGCUGCGUCGAAAUCCAACUUAUUACAAGCUCAAGGAGGGUGCGAGCCAGGAAGAUGAGGAUGAGUUGCUUCGUCAAAUUUGCGAGAAAGACAUCAAGCUUCUGCAGGAAUGUGGCCUUGUGGAGAAUGAAAAGCUUUGCUCGACUCCGUUUGGAGAUGCGAUGGCGCGGUAUUAUAUCCGGUUUGAAACCAUGAAGAAGCUGCUUUCACUGAGAGCCCAAGCAGAUCUGCCUCAGAUUCUUGAUGUCAUCAUCCAAGCGGAAGAGUUUCACGAAAUCCGUCUCAAAGCCGGCGAAAAGACACUCUACCGCGAAAUUAACAAAGAUCCCGGCAUCCGAUACCCGAUCAAAGUUGAUAUAGCUUUACCAUCCCACAAAAUAUCUUUACUCCUCCAAUCCGAACUCGGUGCACUCGACUUCCCCGCCAGGGACCAACUGCAAAAGCACAAGUUCACCUUCCAACAGGACAAAAGUCUCGUCUUCUCCCACGUGAAUCGACUAAUCCGCUGCGUGAUUGACUGUUUGAUUGCACGAGAGGAUUCGGUCGCCGCUCGAAGUGCACUUGAAUUGGCACGGAGCUUCGGUGCUAAAGUCUGGGACCAUUCUCCGCUCCAAAUGAAACAGGUUGAGCAGAUUGGUGUGGUGGCAGUUAGAAAAUUGGCUGCUGCUGGGAUCACGGAUAUUGAGGAGCUUGAAGCUACCGAAGCGCCGCGAAUUGACAUGAUCUUGAGCAAGAACCCGCCUUUCGGGACCAAGUUGUUGGCGAGAUUGAAGAAGUUCCCCAAGCUGAGGGUGACUAUGAAGAUAGUGACAACGGAAGCGAAAAAGGGAAAUGUCAAAGUCCGUUUCAAGAUCGACGUUGCCUUCAUGAAUGACAAGAUCCCCAUUUUCUUUCAACGGCAGCCGGUGUAUGUUUGCUGCUUGACAGAAACAUCGGAUGGCCGGUUGGUCGAUUUUCGUCGUGUCAGUGCCAGCAAGCUUCAAGACGGUGUAGAUGUCACUUUGAUUGCAGAAAUAAAAUCUACAGAUCAAUAUGUUGUCUGCCAUGUUAUGUGCGAUGAUAUUGCUGGCACCUCCAGAAGAGCUGAAAUCAGGCCUAACCUCCUAUCGCAUCUGUUGUCGAAGGCUCCAUCUCGAGGAACACAGCCAGGAGCCACGGCAAAGCCAACGUCAAGUGUGGCCUGUGAAAGUAUAUGGGAUAUACCAAAAUGCCCGCCUCAGCCUGAUGCAAUCCCGGAUGCAUUUGAUGGGGACGACUUGCAAGCCGACGACUUCCUGGAUGUUGCGGGUGGCCCGAGCAAGCAACAGCAGCCUGCCGAGUCUUUGGGACUGCCAUUUGACGGCCUUGACUGGCUUUCGAUUGACGACAGUUCUUCAAACUCACAGGGCGCGCCGGAAAAGCCGCAGAAACAAGGCAACAACAAUUGGAACGCAGACUUGGAACAGCAAGAUGAUGACGAUGGUGGACUGGAGCCUAUUCGUCUUCCAAAUGGCAACUGGGCUUGUAGCCACAAAUGCAAGGACAAGACAAGAAAGCGAGCUAUCUCGAAUCACAAAGCAGGAAACCUCAAUCAGUUGAAAAUUUCGGCUUCAAUCAAGAAGCGGGACGAUUCAGGCGGCGUCAACAAAGGAAAGCAACCGGUGAAACAAGUUCCCAAGUUGACUGUGGAAAGGAGAGACAAAGGUUCCUCGCAGUUGAAAUUUCCGACAUUGCCGCUCGGAAGACGAGCUUCCAGUGGAGGACAAACUGGAGCCAAGGGCACAGCCAAGCAGCCUGCCUUGACGACCGAGGGAGCAAAGGCAAAUGAUCAGCCGAAGACGUACUCCAGUGACUUUGAUGACGAUAGCCUGGAUGACUUGCCGCCUCUUUCUUCCCUCAUGGGAUCUGUUAAUUCAGCUCCGGCUAGGCGGCACGCUUCGCAAGGAGACAGUGUCUUUGAUAGUCCGUUCCCCGAAGUCGGAAAAUCAGGGGAAAGAAAUAAAACCGAAGACCUCCAUUCCCUGUAUGCUCUUAAGCCCCGAGAAGUUAUUGAAAUUUCAGAUGAUUCCAGCCCUGGACCCGGGAAAGAUAUCUUCACCAACCCUGGAGAAAUUGGAAGCUCCGUCGCCACUGUACUUCAUCCAGCUUCAAGUACCAGUAUCGCUUGCCCUCCAGCCAUGAAGUCGAGCUGUUUCUCCAGACCCUACGAAACAGGAAUUCUUGAGCGAUUUGGAACAUGUCCAUCAACAAACCUUCUACUGCCUGCACUCAGAGUGAGACACACCCUGACCCACCUGGAACCAAUGUCCGCUGUUGACCUUGUCUCUAAAGACCGCGCGCACCGAACACCAACAAACAGUUCAUCUGGAUGGGAUGAUAUCGAUCGAUUGUUGCUGGAGGAAAUGAAGGAUGUUACUAAUCAUUAUUAG